GCACGCGGAGCGUCAGUUCAUCGUUGUCCGUCACGUCGAGCAGGUCUUGCCUUUGAAUCGCCCUUUCCGCGAAUCGACGGACGAAUCUUCGUUUCGAGCCGAUCGACCAAUCAAACGACCUCUCUGCCUGGUUUCGAACAUUUGUAUACACCGAAGAAAGAAUGAUCGUUCGUUCGAUCCUUUUGUUGGUAGUGGCGAUUUCAUUGACGUUUGCCGAUGACACCUCGUCGGACAAUGCUCCUUCCGCCAAACGUGCAUCUAUGGGCUUCCAAGGAAUGCGCGGAAAAAAGGACUUUGCUUCCUCGGAACACGGGCAACCGUCUAAACGGGCUCCCAUGGGCUUCCAGGGUAUGCGUGGAAAGAAAGAUUCGAUAACAGCCGACGUCGAAAACGAACUUUUUCCUGAGGAGACCAACAAGCGAGCCCGAAUGGGAUUCCAAGGUAUGAGAGGUAAAAAAGACCAGCUGACACCUGAUUUCGAGGAUACCUAUCUUCCCGACGACGUGUACGAGAAAAGGGCACCGCUGGGCUUCCAGAGCACGAGAGGGAAAAAGACUUUGCCACCGGAUGAAUACUACAAACGAGCCUCAAUGGGAUUUCAAGGGAUGAGAGGCAAAAAAUCUUUCGAAGAGAUUUUAGAUGAAAUCGAAAGGAGGGCCGCGCUGGCAGGGUUGCAAGACCCAAACAGCAAGGAGACGUACUUGCUCGACUAUCCGGAAGACUACGAGAAAAGGAUACUAGCAAUGGGAUAUCAAGACGUGCGCGACAAGAAGGACGAAAUCCUAGGGGAAUGGGAGAAGAGGGCUCCGAUGGGGUUCCAAGGAAUGAGAGGCAAGAAAACGAUCUUCGACGCGAUAGAAGAACUUGAGAAACGUGCCGCUUUGGGCUUUCACGGUAUGCGAGGCAAGAAGGAUAUGUUCGACAAUUACGUAGAUUACUCGAUCGAUCCGUCCGAUUACGCGAAAAGGGGUACAGACUUUCAAGGUACGGACGGUGGCGAAUCGUUCAAAAGGGCUCGAAUGGGUUUCCACGCUAUGAGAGGUAAAAGGGACGCAUCGCAGAUUUACGGACCUAGUUCGAGUAUCGCCAGAUCGACGAUAAACUAUCAAGGGACGAACAAUCGAGGAAACGAAUUGGCCACCUACGAAAUCGAGAAACGAUCGCCGUUCAGAUAUUUCGGUGUCCGCGGUAAAAAGAAUCCGCGAUGGGAGUUUCGAGGCAAGUUUGUGGGGGUAAGAGGCAAAAAGUCGUUACCUUUGCAAGCUCGUGCCACCUUUUAACGCGUCUAAUUAACAUCGAAAGGAUGCGCAUGAAUGGAAAUUUGUUGACGUCAUUAGAUAUUCAGCGGUGGUAUCGCUGCUCUCGUUGGUAACAAUUGCAACGACAACAACUACCAUCGAUAACAACAAUAGCAGCAACAGCCAACUGUGUAAUUCUAGUCUCCUCGUUUAAACUGAUCCACUUAACCCGAAUAGA
Messenger RNA from Hylaeus volcanicus, 1476 nucleotides. It is a transcript of the gene Tk, whose product is annotated as tachykinins. The record is from RefSeq and is a predicted model, not a curated record. The transcript is spliced from 7 exons. Lineage: Eukaryota; Metazoa; Arthropoda; Insecta; Hymenoptera; Colletidae. Bases 162 to 1280 code for a protein of 372 amino acids.